AUGAUGACGAAAAAAACGAGUGAUUGACAGUAUAUGCGAUUGUUUUCACCAAUUGGGCCCUCGUCUUCCACAUUUUGAAUUUCUGUUCCAUGUAUACCCCAUUAGUUGACUUGUCACGGCUCUUACAUCUUUUGUGUUCACCUCAUGGGAUCUGAGCCUGCUCAUCUAUCAUGGUUUGAUUUGUGCAUGUUAUGUCUAAUGGUCAAUGAGCACACGUACAGCCAGAUAGCAAACAUGAUCUGUUUUUAUUCAUCCUAUCUAUUCAUCAUAUGUACUUGGAUCUUAUUUCCUUUGAUUAUAUUCUGGCACCAUAUCCCUAUGCAUGGUACUGGUCUGCACAGUACCUACCCAUCACAUCAUCUCCCGACUUCUGAAACUGCAUCAUGAAGCAACUACCACCUACCUACCUACCUACCUACCGAAUUUUCUAUCUCUCUACACCCCCGGGUACUUUUAUUCCAGACCAGGCCUUUC
Molecule: messenger RNA, 474 nt
Organism: Aspergillus sclerotioniger CBS 115572
Lineage: Eukaryota; Fungi; Ascomycota; Eurotiomycetes; Eurotiales; Aspergillaceae
Exons: 1
Coding region: 145-387 (80 amino acids)
Source: RefSeq, a predicted model, not a curated record